CAAUUGAGGAAGUUUUACAAUUUUGUGAUACGAUUUUUAUCUCAAAUGUUUGACAUAAUGUCUUCUGCUUUAAAAUCGGAUGUCGAGGACAUAUGGAAGCAGCCGAUUGGCUGAACGUGUUGUGACGACACGACGCGGAAGCGCUCUUACACCCAGACAAAGAUGGCAGCGCACAGGUGCGGAUUCCUGCCUCCGCUGUUCAUUCUUUGUGCCUUGUCAGUGUUAACCGUCACAUGGACUCAAGAAACAAUUCCACUCGGUAGUCACCGAGCAGCUGCAGCGGACAGUAAACCAACAGACACCAAAUCAGUGGCACAAACAACUGAGCAGCUCGCGGUAGAGCAGAGGCAAUGGGAAGCGACUGAGGUUGAAGAGGCGACUUCUGCUGCGGCUGCCGUCAGCAAACAGGACAAUUCUUCCCCUGAAGAUGUUGUCCAAACAUCCACGCCAAAGCCUAAAGACGAGUUCCAAGAGGAGCUGGUUGUCAGACCGCUCCACUCUGGAGAUAUUUAUGCCAGUUUUCAGUUCCGCACCCUGUGGCAAACGGACUUCACUAGAGAACGCAAAGUUUCCCACUAUGGAUUAUUCCCUAAGUCUCUGGGUCAGGUCAUCUCCAAGUUCUCAGUGCGAGAGCUACACAUCUCCUUCACUCAGGGCUACUGGAGGACCAUGCAGUGGGGGCAGCCCUUUCUGUCCUCCCCUCCUGGGGCUGAGCUUUGGGUGUGGUUCCAGGACACUGUGACAGAUGUGGAUGGGACCUGGAAGGAGCUGGCAAACGUUCUGUCUGGUAUUUUCUGCGCUUCACUUAACUUCAUUGACUCCACCAACACUGUUCAACCCACUGCUUCCUUCAAACCACUGGGCAUUGGCAAUGUGACAGAUCAUCGCUUCCUUCGCUAUGCCACUCUUCCACGAGAGAUAGUCUGCACAGAGAAUUUGACGCCCUGGAAGAAACUGCUGCCAUGUGGAACUAAGGCUGGUCUUGCUGUCCUGUUAAAGUCUGAGAAGCUCUUCCACAGCAGUUUUUAUUCUCAGGCUGUGCACAUAAGACCUGUGUGUCAGGACUGGCAGUGUAAAACUGCAUCCUGGGAGCUACGACAGACCCUCAAUGUGGUCUUUGACCUGCACAACUCUGGACAGGGCAAGAGAGAGUGGUCUCUGUUCAAGAUGUUCUCUCGCACCCUGACAGAAGCUUGUCCGUUGGCUUCCACCAGUAAAAUUUACAUCGACGUCACAGACAACCCUGAGGGGGAGCAGUUUGAGCUGAGCCCAGCCACUGCCCUGCUGAGCCAGGCUGUAGUGCUCGGGGACAGGCGGACUUUCUCUGUCUACGAUCUGACCCAACAAAUCACUUUUGGCACCGUGCGCUCCCUCAACGUGCUGAUGCGCUGGAAGUCCAGUGAAGGGGACAUGCUGAGGCCUCUGCUCCAUGCGGAGCGCUACGUGGCUGGUUACGGGCUGCAGACAGGAGAGAUUCACACGCUGAUGUACAACAACCACCCGUACAGGUCGUUUCCCGUGCUGUUGCUGGAUUCAGUGCCGUGGUAUCUCCGCAUGUACAUCCACACCCUCACCGUCACCAGCAAAGGAAAGGACAACAAACCCAGCUACAUUCACUAUCAGCCAUCUAAAGACAGGGUGAGGCCCCACCUGCUGGAGAUGCUGGUUCAACUCCCUCCCAACUCUGUCACUGAAGUCACUGUAGAGUUUGAGAGGGCUUUGUUGAAGUGGACUGAAUACACCCCUGACCCCAAUCAUGGCUUCUAUGUUGGGUCAUCAGUCAUUAGUUCUCUGGUGCCAAGUCUUGUUGCAUUGGAUACAAACAGCACCUGGCAACGCCCGCUUUUCAGCACUUUUUUCCCUUGUAAGGAGGAGUCCAGCUACUUUGUGCGAGUCUACACAGAACCCCUGCUGGUCAACCUGCCCACUCCAGACUUCAGCAUGCCUUACAACGUCAUCUGUCUGACCUGCACCGUGGUGGCUGUGGGCUACGGCUCCCUCUACAACCUCCUGACCCGCACCUUCCAGAUAGAGGAGCCCAGCCCAGGUUUGGCAAAGAGGUUAGCCAAUAUUAUUCGUAGAAUGCGGGGCGUUCCGCCUCUCUGAGGCCUGGCAUUAACACCGGUGGGCUCUCCUUUUUUUAAAAAAAAAAAAAAGUAUUUUAUACUUUUUGGCAAAAACACUAGUAAAAAGUGAUAUUCAGGGAGAAAUACAGUGCACUGGUAUGAUUGUUGACUAUACCAAGGGUCAACGUCAAGGUUUUCUUUUCUCAAUAAGUUCUUUGGACAUAAAGAAAAGGCUGCAGGACAAAUAAGUUUGGAGUUCUGUUUGUGUCAGAAGCUGAAGGAACUGAACUGUGGAGAAUGUGGCAGAGGUGACUGCAGCACUGUUUUUAUUUAUUGUUUCUUAUGCAUAGUUCAAACUCUAUUCCUCCUCCAUGAUAUCGUGUCACAGAGGAGUGUUGGGGGUGGGUGGGGGGAGUUGGGUGGGUGAAAGCGAGUGUUGAACUAAUGUUUUGGUAAGGCUGCUUCCCGACUGACCAGAAGAAAGAACACACCGCCUGUUGAUGGACUUUUUCAUUUGUUUUCAAGGGUCAGUGCCGUGUUUUCUAUUGUCAGACUUUAACAGUGCAGGAUCAAACAUGCCGACUGACAAACUUCUUCUUCCUGGAUGGUUUCGAUGGUUCAUCACCUGCUUUUCUUUUCUUAAAUUGGAUCAAUGAUCUCACAACUGAUUCUUUGUUGGAAAAAGCCCUGAAACUAUAAACUCUUCUUCAGAUUUUUUAGUGAUGUCAUGAAGGUCCAAGUGCAGUCGAAGAUUACGUCCGUCUUUGGUUUUUAACAACAAGUCAAAGAAAGAACGUCAUAUAUAAAGUAUUAGAAACACUGCUUUGUCGGUACUAUGAACAGCCGUCUCAUCAGAUAUUAUGUUGCACUCAUUUUUUGACGCAUGCUUGAAUGUCGCUAAUGUUCAUGCUAAUGAAUGGAGGUCAUGGAUCUUAACUUUUUUCCCCCUUUUCAGACCAUGAAGGUGUGAAAGCGAUCCGAGAACUUUAAUGUCUGAAAGUUCCUCGAAUAUUGAAAGCUUUUCUCUCUCUCUCUCUCUCUCUCUCUGUGUAGCAAAACUUUUCACCUUUCAAUAAACAUGACAAAAAUGUUUUGAAUACUU
This is a messenger RNA of Cynoglossus semilaevis (tongue sole), 3168 nucleotides long. It is a transcript of the gene pigt, whose product is annotated as phosphatidylinositol glycan anchor biosynthesis, class T. The record is from RefSeq and is a predicted model, not a curated record. Lineage: Eukaryota; Metazoa; Chordata; Actinopteri; Pleuronectiformes; Cynoglossidae. Gene Ontology annotation, biological process: attachment of GPI anchor to protein. The coding region runs from base 163 to 2106 and encodes 647 amino acids. Gene Ontology annotation, cellular component: GPI-anchor transamidase complex. The transcript has 11 exons.